Molecule: messenger RNA, 705 nt
Organism: Phytophthora infestans T30-4
Lineage: Eukaryota; Oomycota; Peronosporomycetes; Peronosporales; Peronosporaceae
Exons: 2
Coding region: 1-705 (234 amino acids)
Source: RefSeq, a predicted model, not a curated record
AUGACAUGGAUAUCUUACCACCAGUUUUUCGCAACACACACAGCGUUGUGCAACGAAGACGCUCGCUUUAAAGCGGGAUUCAACUUCUGCUUACCGAUUUCUGGACGGAAAGACACACCGUUUUGUCUCGCUGCGGACCGUAGCGACUUGCUUCAUACCCGCUCACACAAGUCAAUCUGUUACGCUAGUGCGCUGCACAUGUUGUUGGUCGAGGUCUAUGAAGAGCUACAGGCGACCGGGAAUACUCCUCUGAUCAUCUUUGGCUCCUUAUUAGGAGCUGUACGGAAUGGCUCGAUGAUCCCGUUCACGGAAGACACGGAUAUCGGAAAGGGCUAUCACAUGUUCUUUAAAGGGGUUUGGAGGGUGUGUGUAGCUCCAACACAUCCACUUGCAAGUCACUUAUACGACCCGAAUCGACCACUUACCGGGUAUAUGGGCGUGCCCUACGUGGAUCUAUACCGGAUGAAGGAUCUCCAUAACGGUAAUUGGGACGUCGAGGAGCUCAAUAGUAAGUAUGGUCGACUUCUACCGAGACAGAACGUGGAGCCGUUCUUACAGAUAACGAUCAAUGGGAUGCCGUUCGAUACGGUUAAUGACCCACUUUUCUUUUUGAGACGGGCGUACGGACAGAAUUACAUGACUCCAAGGCGGCGAGGAUCCGCUUUCGUGAAGCCCAGCGCGUCGACGGCGACAAAAAAGCAGUAA